Penicillium atrosanguineum is the source of this 930-nucleotide messenger RNA. RefSeq names its product L-Aspartase-like protein. The record is from RefSeq and is a predicted model, not a curated record. NCBI's taxonomy places the organism in Eukaryota, Fungi, Ascomycota, Eurotiomycetes, Eurotiales, Aspergillaceae. The transcript has a single exon. Bases 1 to 930 code for a protein of 309 amino acids.
AUGCAGAAAUCAUUGUCGGCAGCCGAUGUCCCUCCUCAUUUCCUCAACGCCGCGUUCCUGGUAGGCCACACACCGCUCAAAGCACUAGAGUCAGACCCUCGCGUUUCAUACGCACUCUAUAUACCACCAGGUCACUACAACACAGACACAGUCCCGAAGAAGCUAUCGCUUCUGGUUUGGAUACACGGUACCCUCCGAAAACUGACAGCCUUCUAUGCCGAAGACAUGGUUUCAUUUGCCAAUUCAACACCUUGUGCUAUUCUCGCACCGUUAUUUCCCAGUGGCCUUGAUGGACCCGAUGACUUGAACUCCUACAAAAUACUUCGAUCGAAGUCACUCUCUUCGGACCUUGCAUUGUUGUCGAUCUUGGAGGAGAUCGCGGCUCGCUGGCCAGGGAUUCGAACGGACAAGGUUUUCAUGAUGGGGUUUUCAGGGGGUGGCCAAUUCACUCAACGGUUUCUGUAUAUACAUCCGGAGAGACUAUUAGCAGUCAGCAUCGGGGCGCCAGGGCGCACAUCCAUGUUGAAUCCAGAGCAGCCAUGGCCAGCCGGAGUGGCGAACGUGGAAACGUUGUUUUCCCGACCAAUCAGGAAAGAAAUUAUUCAACAAGUUCCUAUUCAGUUGGCUGUGGGAUCUGCAGAUGAUCAGGUCCAUGGGAGCGAGGACUUUUGGAACUGGCUGGAACAGCUCAAAAGGGGCAAAGGCGAGGAUCGACAGAAUGGAGAGCUGCAAGCGAUGAGACAGGGAAGGUUGCAAACUCUCCGGGAUCUGCAGAGAGCAUGGGAAAGAGAUUGUAUUUCAAGUCAUUUGACUGUUGUCGAUGGUGUGUCUCAUGAAGGUGACAAGAUGCGGCCGCAUAUGCUACAUUUUCUAGGGCCGUUCAUCCAAGCGGAACCCCGGAAACAGACAACAGACGCCUGCGAGAACUGA